GACUGGCCCGAAGAGAGGAAAAGUGUGGAAGUCCACAAGCCGCCCUCGCCCCGCCCUCUUCGUCGACUUUCAGCUGCACCGGGGAGCGGCGGCGCCUGGCCAGAGCCGGGGCCUGGAGUCUGGACGGGACAGCCUCGCCGGCCGGGGCGCCCGUCCAGCGCCCUGCGGGCCAUGGGCUUCAGCGCUCGAGCACGCGCAUGCGCAGGCCUCUAUCUCCAGAGGAUUCCUCGGGUCACCUGGACGCCAGCAUAUCAGCCACCUGCCCCUCUGGGUCCCUUCUUGUCCUUGAUUCCUCCUGCUGGUUUUCAUCGCCAGCCCUCCUCCUCCUCCUCCCGCAGUCACCGCUAGACCCGGCCGCUGCCGCCCGCCGACACCCCAGCUUCAACUGACACGAGCCUCGGCGCGGCUUCCGCUUCCGGCGAGUAUUGUGUGUCGCGCCGCGGGGCGGGGGCGAGGGGAGGAGGAAGGAGGGAGGCAGCGCUCCGGCGGCUCCGCGCCCCGCACUCCCGGACCCGAAGCCGGGAAGAUUCCUUUCUUAUCUAUUAGAAACGUAUGUCAAAUGAGGAUACAGUGGUCUGGAACUAUUGGUUCUAAGAUACAAGUGGAAUGAACCUGAAUCAGGAGAAGUAUGCUGAGCUAGAGUUGAAGGAAGCUUCUCUUUCUAACAAGAGAAAGCAGAGUUAAAUUAUGGCAGAGACAAGUCUGUUAGAGGCUGGGGCCUCUGCAGCCUCUACAGCUGCGGCUUUGGAGAACUUACAGGUGGAGGCAAGCUGCUCUGUGUGCCUGGAGUAUCUGAAGGAACCUGUCAUCAUUGAGUGUGGGCACAACUUCUGCAAAGCUUGCAUCACCCGCUGGUGGGAAGACCUAGAGAGGGACUUCCCUUGUCCUGUCUGUCGAAAGACAUCCCGCUACCGCAGUCUCCGACCUAAUCGGCAACUAGGCAGUAUGGUGGAAAUUGCCAAGCAGCUCCAGGCCGUCAAGCGGAAGAUCCGGGAUGAGAGCCUCUGCCCCCAACACCAUGAGGCCCUCAGCCUUUUCUGUUAUGAGGACCAGGAGGCUGUAUGCUUAAUCUGUGCAAUUUCCCACACCCACCGGGCCCACACCGUUGUGCCACUGGAUGACGCUACACAGGAGUACAAGGAAAAACUGCAGAAGUGUCUGGAGCCCCUGGAACAGAAGCUGCAGGAGAUCACUCGCUGCAAGUCCUCUGAGGAAAAGAAGCCUGGUGAGCUCAAGAGACUAGUGGAAAGUCGCCGACAGCAGAUCUUAAGGGAGUUUGAAGAGCUUCAUAGGCGGCUGGAUGAAGAGCAGCAGGUGUUGCUUUCACGACUAGAAGAAGAGGAACAGGACAUUCUGCAGCGACUCCGAGAAAAUGCUGCCCACCUUGGGGACAAACGCCGUGACCUGGCCCACUUGGCUGCGGAGGUGGAGGGCAAGUGCUUACAGUCGGGCUUCGAGAUGCUUAAGGAUGUCAAAAGUACCCUGGAAAAAUGUGAGAAGGUGAAAACCAUGGAGGUGACUUCAGUAUCCAUAGAGCUGGAAAAGAACUUCAGCAAUUUCCCCCGACAGUACUUUGCCCUAAGGAAAAUCCUUAAACAGCUAAUUGCGGAUGUGACCCUGGACCCUGAGACAGCUCAUCCUAACCUAGUCCUGUCGGAGGAUCGUAAGAGCGUCAAGUUCGUGGAGACAAGACUCCGGGAUCUCCCUGACACACCAAGGCGUUUCACCUUCUAUCCUUGCGUCCUGGCUACUGAGGGUUUCACCUCAGGUCGACACUACUGGGAGGUGGAGGUGGGCGACAAGACCCACUGGGCAGUGGGUGUAUGCCGGGACUCCGUGAGCCGAAAGGGCGAGUUGACUCCACUCCCUGAGACUGGCUACUGGCGGGUGCGGCUAUGGAAUGGGGACAAAUAUGCGGCCACCACCACACCUUUUACCCCUUUGCACAUCAAAGUGAAACCCAAGCGGGUAGGCAUAUUCCUAGACUAUGAGGCCGGCACACUGUCUUUCUACAAUGUCACAGACCGCUCUCAUAUCUAUACCUUCACUGAUACUUUUACUGAGAAACUUUGGCCCCUCUUCUACCCAGGCAUCCGGGCUGGACGGAAGAAUGCUGCACCACUUACCAUCAGGCCCCCAACUGAUUGGGAGUGACAGGUUGGGAUGUGGGAAUAAUUGGGGUGAGGCAGGGUCAAGUGCUACGGGCCUCCUUCCUGUGUCCUGCUGGAACGUCUUCGUGUCCACCUGGUUCCAGUCCUGAAUCAUCAUGGAGAAACACCUCGGUUUCUAGGAUGGUUUUGUGUGGAGGGGGAGGUAGGACUGGGCUGGAUGAGACAGCACAGCUGUGACUCCUAACUGUCAGGGUAGGGAGCUGGUUCCCAGAGGAUUGUCUACCCUGGAGUCCAUCAGGUUUUCUGUUGCACAAGGACGGGUUGGAAAGGAAGGAGAGGCUUUUCCAGAAACAAAAUCUGUGAGGGUCUGACUUGCUCAAACCAGAGGAGGAAACAGAAACCCCUGUACAUCUUUUUAGGGGGUUCUUUGACCCAGGAUAGUCUUGCUUCUUGAGGUAGAUCACAGGGGUCUGUGUACCUCUAAAUUCAAGAAAGAUGAAUGACAGAUGCUCUCAUGGGUCGAGAUGUUGAGGAGUUUUUCUGAGGGCAGAGAUUGGACAUCAGCAAGGCUAGAAGGAAGGUCAGGGAAGUGGGCUAAAGGAACAGAUUCCUAGAGAUUAAGGAAGUGGGGGAGGUUUCUUUGGUCUUCUAUUUUAAAGGUAAGAUUGCCAUUAUGGGUAGGAUUGACCAGAGGUAGGAAUGUGGGGAGAAGAAGAGGUUGAAAGGAAAGCAGAGAACCCAGGUCCCUGCCUCAGCCUUCAGCAGAGUUGGCUUAUUGCCUGCCUCUUUAUACCAAUAAGUCAGUCACUUUGCUCCUCUCCAGGGGCAAGGUGGAAGAGAUCCUGCAAGACACAUCUAUCCUCUCACGGUGUUCCCAAGGGAACUUGGAAAGGUGAGUCAGGUAUUAGAGGAAAGAGAAGGGUAUUUGUAUCCAAAGCCCUGGCCUUAAAGAAUGUUACUAAGUAGCUACCCCCAAAUUGUCAGCCUUGUUACCUGGCCAAGGUGUCCAAGCCAGAAAGGAAGAAAGGUAGUGGAGUCUCUCUCACCCUAAGGACAGUGGGAGAGGGUGGUAUAUAGGGAAGGGCCAGAUAGGCAACUUCCUUUGGCCUGUGUGCAUCUGGCCUGGAACUGGUGUUAACAAAAGCCAGGUUUUUGCUUGUUUGUUGCCAUCCCUCACCCUUUGCCAUUUCCCUUUUCAGAGAAUGUAAAUGAUUUUCAUGUUAGGCCAAAAUAAACAACUUAUAGGGUACAUAUGUUGUCAUAAAAGGUAAAAGUGAUGCAUGCCAAACCAAACUAAACCAAUUUGGAUUAUCUGCUGUUCGGGUAAUCUUCACAGAAAUGACUGAGAGAAGAAUCUGCAGUUUACUGAGGGCAUUUCAGUUCCUCCUACCACCUCAACAGGACUUUGUCCAGACUCUCCUCCUCUUACCUUUGUGCCUUGACUGUGGUUCUUUGUGGCAAGAUACUUUGGUUGGUUAAAAUAAUAUGGAACAAAGGAUCCACUGAAGUGA
Messenger RNA from Rhinopithecus roxellana (golden snub-nosed monkey), 3622 nucleotides. RefSeq names its product tripartite motif containing 39 (gene TRIM39). Gene Ontology annotation, biological process: negative regulation of proteasomal ubiquitin-dependent protein catabolic process; positive regulation of apoptotic signaling pathway; protein stabilization. The transcript has 8 exons. Gene Ontology annotation, molecular function: zinc ion binding; protein binding. The record is from RefSeq and is a predicted model, not a curated record. The coding region runs from base 688 to 2154 and encodes 488 amino acids. NCBI's taxonomy places the organism in Eukaryota, Metazoa, Chordata, Mammalia, Primates, Cercopithecidae.